This is a messenger RNA of Aspergillus novofumigatus IBT 16806, 2208 nucleotides long. RefSeq names its product choline/carnitine O-acyltransferase. The coding region runs from base 1 to 2208 and encodes 735 amino acids. Gene Ontology annotation, molecular function: carnitine O-acetyltransferase activity. Gene Ontology annotation, biological process: carnitine metabolic process. Gene Ontology annotation, cellular component: peroxisome; mitochondrion. The record is from RefSeq and is a predicted model, not a curated record. The transcript has 6 exons. NCBI's taxonomy places the organism in Eukaryota, Fungi, Ascomycota, Eurotiomycetes, Eurotiales, Aspergillaceae.
AUGGAUAUCUCCUUUGACGAGUUCUUUGCUAAUAUCGAGUAUGCCAUGACCAGUCUCGCCCGGGACCGCCACUUGCACCAGACAAUCCAGGGUGUCACGCACCAGUCCAUGUUGGACGCCAACGACGAGCACCUUCUUGAGAAUCCCAUCUUCAGCCAGCUGGCUCAUUUCCAGAGGAAGCAAGAUGCAGGCGCCACGCAGACCGGCAAGGUCGACUUGAAAAUGACUCUUGGUACCGUGAAAACGAUGGAGGAGGCUGAGCAGCUCAUCCGGGACGCCACGCUGACCAACAUCGAGUUGAAGAACUGGAUGGUGCGUACGUCCCAAGUCAGCCUCCAGACGUCGGAACUGGGCGGUGCUGGCAGCAUUAUGGCGCUGGCAGCGACGGUCGCCUCGCGGUCGAAGCUGAUCCCCGACGGCAUCCGCCAAUCGCGGCCACAGGAGGCCAACACCCAGGCGGAGAUUGGGAAAGUCCCAAAGAACGGCGCGUCGGGCCCGAAUCAUAGCUUCUACUGUUGCAGGGCGAGCAAGGAGCUACCUCGGCACCCACUUGUCGACCUUGACGAGGCAGUCAACGACCUCCUCAACGGCAUCGGCCAUAUUACCCACACGCAGGAAGAGUAUGCGGAGCUCAGCCGCAAGGCCCACGCCCUCGCUGCACCGGGCAGUCUCGGCCGCAGACUGUACAACCAGCUUCGCGCCAAGGCCGAUGACCCACGGGUGGAGAGCUGGAUCGCUGGCCCCCUUCUCAAGGCACUGUACCUCAAGCGGAGAUAUCCUAUAGUGCCAUUCAGCAGCUUUCUCGGCACCCACUUUGACACGAGCGGCUGCGCUUACCAGGCCCUGUGCGAGUUUAAGCAUGACCUAGAUUCUAGGAAACUGGAGCCCGACUUUCUGGGAGAGCGGCCAAACUGCGGCUACUCUCUGACGUGGCUUUUCAACGCCCUGAGAGAGCCAAACGUGGGCUGUGACAAGAUGAUGAGGUAUUCGGGGGUGGAGCACAUCGCCGUGUUGCGAAGAGGACACUUGUUUCGCGUGUCACUCAGGGAAGGAGACGACAUCGCCUCGUAUCCGAAGCUGAAAGCAACAUACCAAGCAAUCCUUGACCUCAGUCUUGAGGAAAGGCUCUGGACGGGUAUCCUGACGACAGACAACCGUGACAGUUGGGCCACAAACCGACAGAAGCUCCUCUCGCUGGACGCGAGGAAGGCCGCGUAUAUCAAAACGUUGGAGAAAUCUGUCAUUGUCAUGUGUCUUGAUGGCAACAGCCCGGUAACGCGUGAGGAACGGGUCCGGUCCGGGUAUCUUGGUGACUCGUUCAACCGCUGGCACGACAAGACACUACAGCUUCUCGUCACGGUCAACAGCAAGUCCGGUACCAUCUUCGAGCAUUCCAUGAUCGACUUCAUGACCACGUCUCAGAUCUCGCGGAGGCUACAGGGCGCCAUCGACACCCUGGACCCAGAGAACGCCAACACCGGUCAGAACGGUCGAGUCGCCGUCGGUCCCGCCAGUUUGGAGGAGAUCCCCCUGGUGGCGACGACGGCGGAGAUCGAGGCUCUCAUGGCGAUGCUGCGCGACAAGUACGCCGCGACCACCGGGGCGAAGAUCUACACGCCGCACCUUGUCCCGUCGUUCGGCAAAGCCGUACUCCUCGCCCACUCGGCGCCCAUCAAGGCGACCGUGGACCUGACGAUCCAACUCGCCAACCGGCUGUACUUUGGCUACCUACCGGCAAGCUGGGAAACGGUGUCGACGGCGCACUUCCACCUAGGCCGGCCCGAGAUCGUGCAGAUGGUGCUGAAGUCGGUGGUGGACUUCUGCGACGCGGCGCUCGACAGCAGCAUCGUCAAGGGCGGCGAGGGCCGCAACUACUUCCGGCUGAUGGACGUGCUUGAGGUCAUGAGCCACGAGGCGCACGACGACGGCGCCGCCGACGCCGAAGCCGUUCCUGAGCUGUUCUCCGACCCGGUGAUGAAGAGGAGCUACCCGCGCCUGAUCAUGCAGACCAUGAUCGAGAAGAAACUGGCCCAGGAUCCCGGCUACACAAUGGAGGACCCAGAGAACGUGUGGAUGAACUACACCGUGAAUGAAGAUUCUCUGGAGGUGUGUUUUGUCAGUCCUCGAACGGGCGCCGAGCGCUUCAAAGCUGCGCUAGACCGUGCGGCAGAUAUCGUGAAGACGACUAUUCAGGCUGGUCGGGCAUAA